Messenger RNA from Zygosaccharomyces rouxii, 1638 nucleotides. It is a transcript of the gene HEL1, whose product is annotated as E3 ubiquitin-protein ligase HEL1. Gene Ontology annotation, biological process: protein polyubiquitination; positive regulation of proteasomal ubiquitin-dependent protein catabolic process; ubiquitin-dependent protein catabolic process. The transcript has a single exon. The record is from RefSeq and is a predicted model, not a curated record. Gene Ontology annotation, cellular component: cytoplasm; ubiquitin ligase complex. NCBI's taxonomy places the organism in Eukaryota, Fungi, Ascomycota, Saccharomycetes, Saccharomycetales, Saccharomycetaceae. Gene Ontology annotation, molecular function: zinc ion binding; ubiquitin conjugating enzyme binding; ubiquitin protein ligase activity. Bases 1 to 1638 code for a protein of 545 amino acids.
AUGACUGAUCUAGAAAGUGAUGAUAGCCUUUUGUUAGAAUUUGAAGACGAUGAUAGUGAAAGUAUCAGUAAUAUUGAUGCUCCUACCGAUAGUAAAGCUACACAUCUAGAUUCCGAUUUUGCAAAUAUACCACCACAUAAUGUCGAUACAGAUGAUUCUGAAUUCGAUAUAGAUGAGAGUCAGUUUAGUGAAGAUGAUUUAGAGGAUGAUUACUUGGUUUUUCCCAUUAAGAAGACUACAAAGGAUUUGUUGGAUGAAGAUAGUUUACCUAGUUUGAAAUACGAAUGCUUGACCACUCAAGAAAUCUUCGAUAGCAUGAAAAGACGUGUGCAUCAUUUGCAGCCGGUUUUCUCACUACCACCACAGGAUAUUUUGAUCCUUAUGCAACGUUACGAUUGGAAUGAAGAGCGACUGUUAGAGGAAUGGACUGAAAAGAUGGAUAAUCUUUUGAUAGAAUCGGGUUUAAACACAUCAGGAGAAUCCGAUGGUCGUGGUGUUAAAAAUGGUAAGGAAUUUUUCUGCCCCAUAUGUUGUGAGGAAAUAUUGACGGAGACUUUUUCAUUAGAAUGUGGGCAUGAGUAUUGUAUUGAUUGUUACAGACAUUAUAUCAAGGAUAGACUUAACCAUGGUAAAAUCAUUACUUGCAUGGAUUGUUCUUUAGCUCUGAAAAAUGAAGAUAUUGAUCAGAUCAUGGGUGGUGCAUCAAGUGUUAAAUUGAUGGAUUCUUCUAUUAAAAGUUUUAUUAGAAAGCAUAGUAAUAGUUAUAAAUGGUGUCCCUACACAGAUUGUAAAUGUAUUAUCCAUUUGAAAGACACUUUAUCCUUACAGGAAUAUAGUCGACUGCAUGCAUCAAGAUUUGUUACUUGCAGUAUGGGUCACAGCUUUUGCUUUGGAUGUGGAUUUGAAAUACAUGCACCUGCCGAUUGUAGAGUUACAGAUCAGUGGGUCAAAAAGGCAAGAUUAGAGUGUGAAAAUUUGAAUUGGGUCCUUUCUCAUACGAAGGAAUGUCCUCGAUGCUCGGUUAAUAUUGAAAAGAAUGGUGGUUGUAACCACAUGGUUUGUUCCAGCUGUAGACAUGAAUUCUGUUGGAUAUGUGGAGGCGAUUGGGCACCUCAUGGUAGUAGUUUUUAUCAAUGUGCCAUCUACAAAAAUGAGGAUAAGAAUAAAUUAGUAGCAGACACCCCAAAGAAAACUUUACGAAGGUAUGCUUUCUUUUACAAGAUGUUUACAGAACAUGAGGUAUCUGCUAAAUUGGAUUGGAAAUUAGGUGAAACUGUUGGCUUUAAAGUUAAAGGUCUUCAGGAAAAGAUUGGAGUCUCUUGGAUUGAGGGCCAAUUUUUGACAGAAAGUUUAAAGACAUUAAAUGAGGGUCGUACCGCCCUCAAAUGGUCUUUUGCAGUAGCAUACUAUUCUGAUCCCUCGCAUAAUUUGACCAAAAUAUUUAUAGACAACCAAGGUCUGCUUUCCAAUGCUGUUGAAAGUUUGUCAGAAUUAUUACAAAUUAAGAGUCCGGAAGUUAUAAUGAAGAGAAGGACUGAAUUUUACAAUAAGGCUGGUUAUGUGAAGAAUAGGACUAAAGCCCUGUUGGAAUGUGGUAGAGAUUUGUUACGCAAGGGAAUAUCCAAGGCGAGGGAGUGA